UUGCUUCAAAACCAAAGGAACAGCUGUAUGCUGCCACCAGAGGGCAACGGGAAGGGCAUGAACAUUCCUCCCCACCUGGUUUUUUUUCUGACAGGCUGCGGGUCCCUGACCCCCAGCUUGAGACCCUGUCCUGUUCUCCCUCCCACCCCACCCAGUGCCCCUCCUCAGCAGCCAGGCUUGUCCUGUCUCCCCAUCCCCCAGUCUCUAUCCUGUCACUGCCUCUGUCCCUCUCAGCAGCUUGGAUAAGAUCAUAGGGGCUGAGUACAAACUCCAGACCACCAUCCACCUCCCAGUCCUGGGACACCCUCUGCACACUUGGAGCAUAGCCCCCAGCGUCCUGAACCCCUGCCCUCCUCUGGGUGCCCAUUGCUCGGUAUCCACCCUGGCUGGCCAGGGUUCUGUGCCUCUGUACCGAAGACAAAGACCUCAAAGCCCACCCAUGGAGUAUAAGAGGCAAGGGUCUUUUUUUUUUUUUUUUUGAGUCUUCAUUUUCUUUCUUUCUUUCUUUCUUUCUUUCUUUCUUUCUUUCUUUCUUUCUUUCUUUCUUUCUUUCUUCCUUCCUUCCUUCCUUCCUUCUUUCUUUCUUUCUUUCCUUUCUUUCUCUCUCUCUCUCUUUCUUUCUUUCUUUUUUUUUUUUAAAGAUUUUAUUUGACAGAGAGAGAGAGCCCAAGCAGGGGGUGGUUACAGAGGGAGAGGGAGAAGCAGGCUUCCUGCGGAUCAGGGAGCCCGAUGCGGGGCUUGAUCCCAAGACCCUGGGAUCAUGACCUGAGCCGAAGGCAGACACUUCACCGACUGAGCCACCCAGGCACCCCUAAGAGUCUUCAUUCUUAACCAGCUCCCUUAGUUAUACUUUAGUCACAUCUUUGUGGCUUAAACCAUUCAACCAGUCCCACACUGAGAGGCAUUCCUUACACUAAGUCCCUUGCACAGAUGGUGGGACAGUCCCUCAUUAGCAGGUCUUCCCAAGUAGGGUCAAGGGUGAAUCCCCACUGGUUUUCCAGGGUGUCUGCCUGCCUGCUCUCCUCCCCAGCACCUGGUGCCCAUCUGUCCCGUGGAGAAAUCAGAUGGAGACUGACCUUGAGGCUGGGCUUUGACAGUGACCUGCCCCAGGGGGCUGUGCUGAUGGCCCAGACCCUACCCCAACUGAUGCCUUGGCCAAGGUCAGGGGUCUGGCACAAACCUUGACAACCAGGUGAUGCUUCUGAGAGGCCUGUCCUGAUCUCCUCUCUGAUUUUUUUUUUUUUUAAGAUUUUAUUUAUUUAUUUGACAGAGAGAGACAGGGAGAGAGGGAACACAAGCAGGGGGAGUGCGGGAGGGAGAAGCAGGCUUCCCGCUGAGCAGGGAGCCCAAUGUGGGGCUCGAUCCCAGGACCCUGGGAUCAUGACCUGAGCUGAAGGCAGACGCUUAACGACUGAGCCACCCAGGCGCCCCAGACCCUCUCUGAUUCUCCUCUUAGGGACCUAAAGCUGUUUUGAGUUCUCUUGGACAUACAUCUGCCUGCUCCAGAGGGUAGAGGCUGAGGGCUAUGCUCCACACUAGCCAUGUCUGCCCUCCCUCCCCUGUGGCCCAGGCUUUGUCAGAAGCCAUGGCUGAGCUCAGCAUCCCUGGAUGCCCAGCACAAUGGUGAGUUUGCUUCAAGAAAUCCUCGAAGCAGCUUCCCCCAUCUGUCUUAGAGGCCUGGCUGGGCAGCCUCCAUGGACAAGUCCCUGUGGGUGACGGGGGCCAGUGUGAAUCUUUGAGGAUGUGUUCUCUGGGGUUCUUGCUGGUGCCUGUCAUACAGGAGCCCAGGCAGCUCCUGGUUCUCACCAGUCAUUGCUUGCCCAGAGCAGGGCUGAAGGGUGUGUCUCCAGCUUCCCAGUGUCCCUGGUGUGGCCGGACCCUCAGAGGCUGUACACAUGUUCAGACCAGGGGAUUCUGGCCAUCUAAGGACUUGCUUGGUUGGGAUGGAUCAGAGCUAUGGCCCCAGCUCACAGUGAGGGGCAGAACCAGAGCCGGUCUAGAAAUGAGGUGAUGGGUUCACCACCACAGGGCCUCUGUCCUGGAAAACCUUUGCUCCCUCUAAGGAACUCCAUGCUUUUUCCUUAUGAUUACUAAGGAAUCUCAUAAAUAACCAUGUUUUCCUUUUCACUUGGGCUGCUGGGAAGCUCAGUCAUAUCUAAUUAACUCCACUGAGAGUCCAAGGCCUGGUCAGCCGAGGUCAUCUGGUCAUCCCAUCUGCCACCCGGUCUCACAGUUACUUGGCCUGAAUUUCAGUGACUGUGGGGCGGGGCCCACAGCACUACACACAUCAAUUCCCUGGCUUGUACCCUCCCCCUGAAUUGUGCCCUGUCCAGCAAACCACCCAGCAUCGCAUCACUGAGGACGUGGCAGACAUCUGGAGGGGAUGCUCACUCUGCCCCUCUGCUCCUCCCCAGCCCUCUACCGGCCAGGGCCAUCCCUCCAACUGAGUGCAGUCUGGCCAUUCCCAGGGACCUCCAGCAGCAAAGGUGACAACUGAAUUGCUCAUGCUUGUGCCCUGACCUGUUCUCAGUGCAUGAGGUUUAUCAACUGACGACACCCCGAAAGGAGCCCUGUAAGGCAGACAAUAUUAACAUCUCCAUUUCACAGAUGGGGACACUGAGGCACAGAGUGGUCAGUGAUUUAUCUGAAGCGCAGAGCUGGGGAUUCACAGCCGGCAGCUGCCUCCGGAGGCAGGGGCCGUGCCCACGCAGCCUCUCCAAGUCCCCGGGCAUCUUCCGACCCUCGCAUCCGCUACAGCUCCCUCCCACCUCCAGGCGCCACGCACCAGCGCUCAGAGGCCACGAUUCAGGCCAGAGUGCGCAGGGGGUCCGCGCAGGCUUGCGGGGGGCGUGGGGUCGGGAGUCCUCCCGCGGGUCCGGCUGUCCCGGGACAGCGGAAGGUGGAAGAAGAGGGCUCCGAGUGGGUGGAGACAGGGGCGGGACUCGAACGUGCCCCUAUGGGUCCUACAUAGUCGGACCACCCGCCGCUCCGGGGCGGGGGGUCGGGUAGGGACAAACCUGGGGUCGCGUCCGGCCCGGCACGUUCGUUCUGCUGGCGCGCUACCGCAGCGCCCUCCGCCGGCUAACCGGCUCGCGCGGGGGCUUGUGGGACUGCGAGUCUUUCGGCCCAGUCGGCCUCCGGCGACGGCCCGCGUCAGGACUACACUCCCCAGGAAGCCAUGCAAAUCUGCGUGUCUUCUGGGAGUUGUGGUCCAGGGCGGGGCCGGUGCGCGCGAGGUGGGCGGCCGUGGGAACUACAUGUCCCACGAUGCAGCGCGGCGACCGCGGGGGCCGGGGGUUUGAACGGAGGGUCUCCCGCCCGCGGUAGGGCUGCGUCGGCUGUGACGGGUGCGGGCGACGGCGACGAUCGGGGCGGGGGUCCAGGCCCGGAGGCUGAGGCUGGCGCGGCGGGCGCUGGGGGCCUUGCCCCCGAGGCGAUGAUGGGCAAGGAAGAGGAGAUUGCGCGGAUCGCCCGGAGGCUGGACAAGAUGGUGACCAAGAAGAGUGCGGAGGGAGCCAUGGACCUGCUGCGGGAGCUGAAGGCCAUGCCUGUCACGCUGCACCUGCUGCAGUCUACGCGGGUCGGCAUGUCUGUCAACGCCCUGCGGAAGCAGAGCUCCGAUGAGGAGGUCAUCGCGCUGGCCAAGUCUCUCAUCAAGUCCUGGAAGAAGCUCCUGGAUGCUUCAGAUGCCAAAGCCAGGGAGCAGAGGAGGGGCGGGCCUCUGCCCACAUCGUCCUCGAAGGAGGCCCCCGAGGCCAAGGAUCCCAGCCGCAAGAGGCCAGAGCUGCCCAGGAUGCCAUCGGCCCCAAGGAUCACCACGUUUCCCCCGGUGCCGGUCACCUGCGAUGCUGUGCGUAGCAAGUGCCGCGAGAUGCUGACCGCUGCCCUGCAGACAGACCAUGAUCACAUGGCCGUUGGUGCAGACUGCGAGGGCCUGUCGGCCCAGAUUGAGGAAUGCAUCUUCCGGGACGUGGGGAACACGGACAUGAAGUAUAAAAACCGUGUGAGGAGCCGCAUCUCCAACCUCAAGGACGCGAAGAACCCUGACCUGCGACGGAACGUACUGUGUGGCGCCAUAACACCCCAGCAGAUCGCCGUGAUGACGUCGGAGGAGAUGGCCAGUGAUGAGCUGAAGGAGAUCCGGAAGGCAAUGACCAAGGAGGCCAUCCGAGAGCACCAGAUGGCCCGCACGGGAGGCACACAGACGGACCUGUUCACCUGCGGGAAAUGCAGGAGGAAGAACUGCACCUACACGCAGGUGCAGACCCGCAGCUCUGAUGAGCCCAUGACCACCUUUGUCGUCUGCAAUGAGUGUGGAAAUCGCUGGAAGUUCUGCUGAGCCCUCCUUGAGAUGUGUGUGAAGCCUUGGGCUGUGGCCAGCACAUUGCCAUAGCCUUCCUUGUGUCCUGUCGACAGACUCCGCUUCUUGAGACCUACCCUGUGCCCACCUGAACUUCCCCAGAGGGCUGUGCACCCUGCUCUCCCAUCUUGCCUGCAGUACACCUUUCUUCCUUUCCCCCCAAAUUAUUAAAUGUUUCUUUUUGCCAU
This is a messenger RNA of Mirounga angustirostris (Northern elephant seal), 4548 nucleotides long. It is a transcript of the gene TCEA2, whose product is annotated as transcription elongation factor A2. Gene Ontology annotation, biological process: DNA-templated transcription; transcription elongation by RNA polymerase II. The coding region runs from base 3179 to 4339 and encodes 386 amino acids. The record is from RefSeq and is a predicted model, not a curated record. The transcript has 10 exons. Lineage: Eukaryota; Metazoa; Chordata; Mammalia; Carnivora; Phocidae. Gene Ontology annotation, cellular component: nucleus. Gene Ontology annotation, molecular function: zinc ion binding; nucleic acid binding.